CUCCAUUGCAAGCCACACUCUGAGCUUUACUCAGCUUCAGCUGUUUUUCUUUUGGACCUAUAGGCUCUUACUAUUUUAAACAGAAAGGCUUUUUUUGUUUUGCUUUUGUUUCUCCCCUGCCUCGAGAACCGUGCAUGUCGUCAACCCUUGCCCUCAGAUGUGAGGGACAGUAGUGUGAUUGGUUUGGAUCUAUGGAGUUCUCCCUAUAAUCAGGAGAUCUGCCUAAAAUGUGGUCCGUGUGGUGUGCCGGGGAAGAGAAGCGAGUCGGUACGCGCACCGUGGUGGUUGGGCACCGUCCAGUUUCGGAAACGGACGCAUACGGUGCGCAGAAGUUCUGCGAUAAUAGGAUCGUCUCAUCCAAGUAUACAAUCUGGAACUUCCUCCCGAAGAACCUUUUUGAACAGUUCAGAAGAAUUGCCAACUUUUAUUUCCUUAUUAUCUUCCUUGUGCAGGUCAUAGUGGAUACUCCAACCAGUCCGGUGACCAGUGGGCUUCCCCUUUUCUUUGUGAUCACUGUCACAGCUAUCAAGCAGGGAUACGAGGACUGGCUGAGACACAGAGCUGACAACGAAGUAAACAAAAGUAAUGUCUUCAUUGUUGAAAAUGCAAAGCAAGUGCAGAAAGAGAGUGAAAAAAUCAAGGUUGGAGACAUAGUAGAAGUGAGAGCAGAUGAGACCUUCCCCUGUGACUUGAUAUUUUUGGCCUCAAGUAGUAUUGAUGGGACCUGUUACGUCACUACAGCAAGUCUUGAUGGCGAGUCGAAUUUCAAGACUCAUUACGCGGUGCGGGAUACCAGCGUGCUCUGUACGGAUGAAGCCAUAGACUCCCUUACUGCCACGAUCGAAUGUGAACAGCCUCAGCCUGACCUCUACAAAUUUGUUGGAAGAAUUAUUAUCUACAGAAGUAAUCAAGAACCUGUGGCUAGGUCUUUGGGUCCUGAAAACCUGUUGCUGAAAGGUGCUACCCUCAAAAAUACCAAGAAGAUUUAUGGAGUCGCAGUCUAUACUGGAAUGGAAACGAAAAUGGCUUUGAACUACCAAGGGAAAUCUCAGAAACGUUCUGCUGUAGAAAAAUCUAUCAACGCUUUCUUGAUAGUGUAUUUAUGCAUCCUUUUGAGCAAAGCUACGGUUUGCACGACUCUGAAAUAUGUCUGGCAGAGUAAUCCAUUUAAUGAUGAGCCUUGGUACAAUGAAAAGACUAAGAAAGAGAGAGAGACAUUCAAGGUUUUGAGGAUGUUCACGGACUUCUUGUCAUUCAUGGUCCUCUUCAAUUUUAUUAUCCCAGUCUCCAUGUAUGUUACAGUAGAGAUGCAGAAGUUCUUGGGCUCCUUCUUCAUCUCUUGGGAUAAGGACAUGUACGAUGAAGAAAUAAAAGAAGGCGCACUGGUGAACACCUCGGACCUGAAUGAAGAACUCGGACAGGUGGAGUACGUGUUCACAGACAAAACUGGGACCUUGACGGAAAACAGCAUGGAGUUCAUUGAGUGCUGCAUAGAUGGACACAAGUACAAAGACUGCCUGUCAGAGGUUGAUGGCUUCUCCCAGACUGAUGGACCCCUAAAAUACUAUGGCAAAGCAGAGAAGUGUCGAGAAGAGCUGUUCCUGCGUGCUUUGUGCCUUUGCCACACUGUUCGAAUCAAAGAAGGAGACCAGGUGGAUGGAUUGGUAGGACAUCAGGAACACAAAUUUACCUAUAUCUCUUCUUCCCCAGAUGAAAUUGCUUUGGUGAAGGGUGCAAAAAAGUAUGGUUUCACUUUUCUAGGACUUGAAAACGAUUUCAUGAAAAUACAAAACCAAAAGAAUGAAACUGAAAUGUACCAGCUUCUCCAUGUAUUGAACUUUGAUCCUGUCCGUCGUCGUAUGAGUGUCAUUGUGAAAACCACCACAGGGAAGUUGCUUCUCUUCUGUAAAGGAGCAGACUCCUCUAUUUUUCCAAGAGUGCAACAAGAAGAAAUUCAACAAACUAAAGUCCACGUAGACCGCAAUGCUAUGGAUGGGUAUCGAACGCUUUGUGUGGCAUUCAAAGAGCUGACUCAAAAGGAGUAUGACAAAAUUGACAGGCAACUUAAUGAAGCUAAGAUGGCUCUGCAGGACAGAGAAGAAAAGAUGGCAAAGGUUUUUGAAGACACAGAAGCAGACAUGCACCUGAUUGGGGCUACUGCUGUAGAAGACAGACUGCAGGAACAGUCAGCAGAGACGAUUGAAGCUCUGCACGCAGCCGGCAUGAAGGUGUGGGUGCUGACUGGAGACAAGAUGGAAACGGCUAAAUCCACCUGCUAUGCCUGCAGGCUCUUCCAGACCAGCACCGAGCUGCUGGAGCUCACUGCAAGCACAGUGGGCGAGAGCGAAAGGAAGGAGGAUCGGCUCCAUGAGCUACUAAUGGAAUAUCAUAAAAAGCUGAUUCAAGACUUUCCCAAAAAUCGGGGAGGCCUGAAAAGAAGCUGGACAUUCAGUCAGGAAUAUGGCCUGAUUAUAGAUGGCUCAACGCUGUCACUAAUACUCAAUCCUUCUCAGGACUGCGGUUCUAGUAAUUACAAAAAUAUAUUUCUGCAAAUCUGCUUGAAGUGUACUGCAGUUCUGUGCUGUCGGAUGGCUCCUUUGCAGAAAGCGCAGAUUGUGCGAAUGGUGAAGAACACAAAAGGGAGCCCAAUAACACUAUCAGUAGGGGAUGGUGCAAAUGAUGUUAGUAUGAUUUUGGAAGCGCAUGUUGGAAUAGGUAUAAAAGGCAAAGAAGGACGGCAGGCUUCAAGAAAUAGUGAUUACGCUGUUCCAAAGUUUAAACACUUAAGAAAAUUGCUACUCGCACAUGGGCAUUUAUAUUAUGUAAGAAUAGCACACCUUGUUCAGUAUUUCUUCUAUAAGAACCUCUGCUUCAUAUUACCGCAGUUUUUAUACCAGUUCUUCUGUGGAUUCUCACAGCAGCCGCUGUACGAUGCUGCUUAUCUUACCAUGUACAACAUCUGCUUCACAUCACUACCUAUCUUGGCUUAUAGCCUCCUGGAGCAGCAUAUCAGCAUUGACACACUGACCUCAGAUCCACAGUUGUAUAUGAAAGUUUCUGAUAAUGCAAUGUUGCAAUGGAAGCCUUUCUUGUACUGGACCUUUCUGGGCGCCUUUGAAGGACUCGUGUUUUUCUUUGGGGUUUAUUUUCUUUUUCAAAAUUCGUCAUUGGAAGAUAAUGGAAAGGUUUUCGGAAAUUGGACCUUUGGAACUAUUGUUUUCACCGUGUUGGUGUUCACCGUCACGCUGAAGCUAGCAUUAGAUACUCGAUUCUGGACGUGGAUGAACCACUUUGUGAUUUGGGGCUCCCUGGCCUUCUAUGUGUUCUUCUCGUUCUUUUGGGGAGGAGUCAUUUGGCCUUUCUUGAAGCAGCAAAGAAUGUAUUUUGUAUUUGCCCAUAUGCUGACUUCCGUUUCCACAUGGCUGGCAAUAAUUCUCCUGAUCUUUAUCAGCCUUUUCCCAGAAAUUCUUCUAAUAGUUUUCAAAAAUAUAAAAAAGAAAAAACAUCAGAGCAGUAGGAAGGCGCGUGACUCACUGUCGGCCAGACCUUCUGUCAGACCACUUCUUUUAAGAACGUUCUCAGAUGAAUCUAAUGUGUUGUAACAGACUGGCCACUUUGAUCUGCCUAUGUUAAUGUCAUACAAACGUAUAGAGAAUGGUUAUGUGAAGACUGAAGAUGCUGUUACUAACUUGGCAGAAAGAUAUCCUCUCAGGAUACUUUAAAUGCUCCAUGCAAGCACUGCAUCUGGUCAUGCUGUAGGGGAAAAAAGUAAUGUUUUUAACUUAACAGUUCUCAUUAAAAUUACCAAGAAUUGUAAGCAGCCAUGCUGAUAAAGCAGUAGCCAGGGCAUUGGCCACAGUACCCAUUUGUCUUUGGUCUUGUUGCCACCCCCGCACCCAGAAUAUCUUCUGAAUCAAAAAUCUGUGUGCUUGGAAGUAGAGAAAGCAUCUUUGGAAAUUCUUCAAAAACAGCAUGAACACGGGCGCUUUUCACAAAAGCGAAAAAGAGAAGCAGCGUCCCAUUUGGAGGCAGCUGCCCUGCUGACUGCUGCACAUCUGUCCGAGAGCAGCGAAUUGCUGUCGCAGCCUUUUGCUUUGCCUGACCAAAGAAGCAGCGCAGACUCCAAACCCGCUAUCAGCCCCAUCCAACUCCCCGAGGGUGCGGCAGGAAGGCCCUUCGUCCGGCGCGGGAGGCAGGUUAUGCUGUGACGGGCACCUAGCUCGGGCCAGCGGGUUCCUCCAGCUGCGGGCUGGGUCCACGUCCCGCUCCGCAGGUGAGCUGCGACCCUCCGAAGCGCUGGGGCUGGAUGGGCACAGCAGGAAGGCGUGAAAACCUGGGAGAGGUCUUCACCGAUGGUGCGAGGUGUCCGGUCAGAUGUCCUUCCCCUGGCAGCCAGCGCGGUUAGAGGUGACCUGUGGUCCUUGAGGAGCAGUGUGCCCACGUGGAGGGCCGCGGCGCUGAUGAGACGUCGAAGUUCUCGCGCUGCCCAUCCGCUCCUCUGUGCUGAUGGGCCCUUUCCUGGAGGAAGGGGAAAAAAGAAUGUUUUUCCCUCAUGUUUUGGAAACAGGCAAGGACUGUUCAUCGUGUUCGUUAUGAAAGCUUUCUUGGUUAGGAAAGAAGCUCACAAAUUGUGCUGUGCCAGACAUCCAGCCCAGUUUUGCCCGGGCUUCUGUGGCUGCGGUCACGUUGCUGCGCUGUGCAGUUGCUUAAACACUUUCAGGCCUGAAUGGCAGUGCUGCCCUUGGAUGGUCCUAGGGACACGGAUUGUGCCUGUCCACACUUGCAGGCAUCAAACUGCAUCCUGAGUUAUUUGCACUAAGGAGAAAAAAAAAAAAAAAGUCAUUUAAAAAUAAAAUGAAUAGCUUAGUCUGAUCUCAUUCAUUUUAUACUUUACUUGGUUUUUAAAUUGGCAUGUCCUUUUUAAAUCCACCUUUACUAAGAUGGGGGAAACUUUUGCUUGUUUUUUAGGUUGUAAAUAUCACAUGUGCAUAGCAGAGAGGUGGGAUGUCUGAAUCUCAGCUCUCUCUGAUACUUCAGCUGUGAAAAAUGCAGGGUUUUAAAUUGUUUUAAGUAAUAAGCAGUCAUGGGAGCAGCUUGCAUGCCGCUAUUACUUGAUAUUAAGGUUUACCCUCGUGCUGACUUCCCUUUGCCCCGCCUGGUACAAUCUGCUGCUGGCUGGAGGUCUGCAUGGCGGCGCAGAGGAAACGCUGCGAUAAGCAUUCACGUCUGAUUUCAGAAGUAGUGUAAACUCUACGCUGCAGUCGGGCCUGGCUCCCGUUGUGUUUCCCUUGGGCUCCGUUUCCUUUUCACGCAAAGAGAGGAUGAAUUGGGACGAGACAGGACGUUCCCUUCCUCCAGUUUUGCUACGCAGCGGACUGUUGCCUCUCCGAAGAAUCGCGCCCCUCGGUCCCUCCCCGACUCUGGCGAAAGCAGGAUCGGGAUCGUGAGCUGCAGGCGAAUCCUGACCCACGGGCUGGGGAAGCUGUGGCCCCCUACCUCUAUCGGGACGGGUCGCAGGGCAGAAGGAGCGAAGGGGCUGCACAGCCCCUGUGGCCACGGCUGCCCUCGAUGGCUCGGCGCGGGUGUACGGACGGGACCGCUGUAUCAUACGCCCUGCGCUGGCCUCGGUGCACGCCACGCUCGUUGUCACCUUGUUGGUAACCACGGCUUGACUCCUUGCUGCAUGCAAGUAAGGAGCUGCACUUGCAGCAUGCCCACCAUGGGCAAAGCUUUCUGCUUUUUCCUUUUUCUAGCUCAUCUCGUGGACCUAGAAUUCAACCUGCAGACCUUGGCCAAUUCUGUUUCAUUACUAAAACACGGUGCCUACAGAUCAAGUAUGCGAUGAAUACAAGAAAGAUGCGCUCUAUAUGCCAAAUCCAACCUUUCUCCUUAAAUGUACAGUUGCUGUCUUCUGUUUACAUAACCUUUAAAAUGCGGGCACUGAAACGCGUAAUUCCUGUGAUUCAAAACCAUUCCGAGCCCGAGUCGUCCCAAGUCUGACAGCCUGCUUCUCGGUUUCUUUUGUGUUGUAUUCGACUUCUAGGGUCACGCUCUGUUCCCAUGAAGACUCGCCCGGAGGUUUCGCUGUUGAUGUUACAGGGAACAGGACGAAGCUUGCAGUGUUUGUGCUAUGUGUGAACUGUCCUACUAAAGCCACUUACACAGGCUGAAUGCUGCAGCCUGUUUUAAGACAAGAGCCUUCUGCGUGCCAAAUCUUCCCUUUUACGAGUAUCCAGUGUCAGUACGGAGUAAACCAUUUGCCAUAGCUGUACAUUUAAACCCAAGGCACGUGUAAGCUGCUGAGACGGGGGUUGGGGUAAACAGAAAUGUCUUGAAUACCAGCUCUUUUUGGAAAUGCGCAUUUUCUUGGACUCAGAUCUUCAGCUAUUUCAGUGGCGUAGCUCAGCGGUGCCGGGACAGCCUCGUACCAGCAGGAGCGCUGGUUGUCCUGGCUCGGAAACAGUAGAAGGGAAAUGUCUGGUGCUGCAGAUGCAUUGUGAAAUGAGGGGAAACAGGAGACCAAUCUGGAGCUAGAGAAGGAAGAGAAAGGUGGUGAUACUAGCUAUAAAGCAUCAGCCAGCAGGACGUGAGAGUGGCAGUAAUUUGACAGUAAUACUGUGAUGGCUGUUCCUAUAAAA
This is a messenger RNA of Struthio camelus australis, 6638 nucleotides long. Lineage: Eukaryota; Metazoa; Chordata; Aves; Struthioniformes; Struthionidae. The record is from RefSeq and is a predicted model, not a curated record.